CAGUCUAGAGGCCUCCUCAAGAGAAGACGUGCGCGCGCGGACUUGUGUUAGAAGGGUGUAGACGUUGGUUGAGUGCCGUUCUGGCGGUGUGAAUGGAUUCUGCGUGGGCAAUUAUACCCCAUGGGACCCCCGAAGUCCCGUGCAGUCGUCACCUACAGCCUUUAGUUUUUGGUGUAGAUGCUGGUUGGUCACUCCCCCCUCAGCGCAGAGGUUGGUGUUCCUUCUCCAGAUUUUUCUCUUUGCUCGCCAGUGCAACAGCGUUCAGCUGCCAGAGCUGUGUGUGUUUUGGUCCUUUCUCUAGGGCUGGUGGCGCACACACUGGGGAAGGCGAUCCAACGAUAAACACUCAUAGAUAACAGGCUUGUUCCCUUCCACAGUGGUUGCAUGCCUACAGUAACCAUAGUCGCGUAACAGUAAACCCCUACUACGCAAAUGGUGUUUGCGAUCAUCUCGCUGUCC
Messenger RNA from Williopsis jadinii, 459 nucleotides. RefSeq lists its product as uncharacterized. The record is from RefSeq and is a predicted model, not a curated record. Bases 93 to 356 code for a protein of 87 amino acids. NCBI's taxonomy places the organism in Eukaryota, Fungi, Ascomycota, Saccharomycetes, Phaffomycetales, Wickerhamomycetaceae. The transcript has a single exon.